AUGAAAUUGAAGAAGCUGCUGAUUUGGGUCCUGUGUCCAGACAUUAGGUCCUCCAACCUGUUGGGAUUUGUUCACACUGGUCGGACACUGGAAAAGGCUGCGAAUACCAGACGCGACACUAACACAGACGCAAAGACAGAGCUGCAGACAUGUUUGCGCGUGUGUUACAACGCCAAGAUGUGCACACAGGUGCAUGUUGCCAAGACACGUCGAAGCAAGCGGUCGGUGGUGGUGGGGGUUGAGCCAGGACGAAUGGGCAUGUGGAUUGUUGGAGAAGAUGGAAUUGCCAGGAUGUCUGGAUCUGGCUAG
Mesocestoides corti is the source of this 309-nucleotide messenger RNA. The record is from the annotation of a GenBank genome assembly. NCBI's taxonomy places the organism in Eukaryota, Metazoa, Platyhelminthes, Cestoda, Cyclophyllidea, Mesocestoididae.